This is a messenger RNA of Abrus precatorius (Indian licorice), 3641 nucleotides long. Its product is annotated as protein SMAX1-LIKE 6. Gene Ontology annotation, molecular function: ATP binding; ATP hydrolysis activity. The transcript has 3 exons. The record is from RefSeq and is a predicted model, not a curated record. NCBI's taxonomy places the organism in Eukaryota, Viridiplantae, Streptophyta, Magnoliopsida, Fabales, Fabaceae. Bases 278 to 3586 code for a protein of 1102 amino acids.
UCUCUUCCAAGACUGAAACUUUCCCUUGUCCUGACACACUCACUGGAAUAAAUAAUUGUGGGGUUCAACAACUAAAGCCAAAACCUUCAAGUCUUUUUUAUUACCUCACUGCAAAAAGUUCCAACUACAAACCCAAAACUGCUACCUUCAACACAAACACACAUAAACCAUAACAUCACAUUUAUCAUCAUCAUAGCUACUUCUCUAUCUUAUUAUUUCUAUUAUUAAUAUAUUAAUUUUUUUUUUACAUUUCUAUUCUUAUAUAUGCUCGCCGGCGAUGCCCACGCCGGUAAGCACAGCGAGGCAAUGCUUGACGGACGAGGCGGCGCGUGCGUUAGACGACGCUGUCACCGUGGCGCGUCGACGCAGCCACGCCCAGACGACGUCGCUCCACGCCGUCUCCGCCUUGCUGGCACUCCCCUCCGCCGCGCUCCGCGACGCCUGCGCCCGCUGCCGGAGCUGCUCCUACUCGCCGCGCCUUCAGUUCCGAGCGCUGGAACUCUCCGUCGGGGUCUCCCUCGACCGCCUCCCCACCACCAAGUCAUCCGCCGUGGAUGGCGGCGCCGAAGAGGAGGGUCCGCCGGUGUCGAACUCGCUCAUGGCAGCGAUCAAACGGUCUCAGGCGAACCAGCGUCGCCACCCUGACAGCUUCCACUUGAUGCAGAUGAUGCAGCAUCAGCAACAGCAAACGACGUCGUUGCUUAAGGUUGAGUUGAAGCACUUCAUUCUCUCGAUUCUCGAUGACCCUAUUGUGAGUCGUGUGUUUGGUGAAGCUGGCUUUCGAAGCUAUGAUAUUAAGCUUGCUUUGCUUCAACCUCCUCCACCUUCUAGAAUGUUCUCUCGCUCCACACGGUUGUCUCCUCCGGUUUUUCUUUGUAAUCUUGAACCGAUUCGGAACGGUUUGGGGCACCCUUUUGUGGGGUUUGAUGAGAAUUGCCGAAGGAUUGUUGAGGUGGUUGGGAGGAAGAGUAAAAGGAAUCCUCUUUUGAUGGGGGUGUAUGCAAAGAGUGCUCUUAAGAGUUUCGUGGAGUGUGUGCAAAUGGGUAAAGGUGGAAUUUUGAAUAGUGAACUUGGUGGGUUGAGUGUGGUUUCGGUGGAGAAGGAGAUUGGUGAAUUUGUGAGGGAAGGUGGGAGUAAUGAGAAGAAGAUGGGGUUGAGGUUUGAGGAGGUGGGUUGUUUGGUGGAGCAAUGUUCGGGUGCUGGUGUCGUUGUUUGCUUCGGGGAGAUUGAGGUUUUUGUUGGGGAAAUGGGGAAUGAUGAUGGUGGUGGUGGUGUUGGAUUUGUUGUUUCGCAGUUGACGAGGUUUUUGGAGGUUCAUGGGGGUAAGGUGUGGCUGUUGGGUGUGGCGGGAACCUCUGAAGCAUAUUCUAAGUUCUUGAGGUUGUUCCCUACUGUUGACAAGGAUUGGGAUCUACAUCUUCUGACCAUGACCUCUGCCACCCCUUCCAUUGAAGGACUCUACCCUAAAUCCAGCUUGAUGGGGUCCUUUGUUCCAUUUGGUGGGUUCUUUUCUACACCUUCAGAGCUGAAAAAUCCCCUAAGUUGUACGAAUGCGUCAUCUUUAAUUCGGUGUGACGCAUGCAAUGAAAAGUAUGAACAAGAAGUUGGUGAUAUUUUGAAGGUAGGUCCUGCUACUUCGGCAUGUGGUUACUCAACAAGCUUGCCUUGGUUACAAAAGGUUAAUGUGGACUCGGAUAGAGGAUUGGAUGUGGCAAAGACUAGUGAAGGAAACACAAGUUUGAAUGCUAAGAUCUACGGAUUGCAAAGGAAAUGGAGUGAUAUUUGUCAACGUCUUCAUCAAAACCGAUCAUUACCUGAAUUUGAAAUCACCAAAUCAAGGUUCCAGGCUCCAUCUCAUGAAGGACUUCAAUUUGGUUCAGGAAGUAGCAGCAAAGGUCCAUCCCAUAAUGAAAUCCAAUAUUCUAAUCAAAUUUCCUACAUGUCUAAAGAGUUACAAAGUGCACUUCCAUUCAAACAGAUACUACCAAUUUCAGUACCUUAUGAUACUGUUAGUAUCAAUGAUGAAGUUGACCACAUACAAAAAGUUUCAAAGACUUGGGCACCCCCUUCUUCUAAGACCAAUAUGAGUCUCCCAGACCUCACAUCAUCUUCAUCACUCACUCCUGUGACCACGGAUUUGAGAUUAGGAACUAUAUAUGCAUCAGCGACAGCUACUCAUGAGCCGGAUACGCCGAAAGUAAGUGAUCAUAAGAAGCAUCUUCAGCACUUGUCAGACUCGCUUUCAACUGAUUUUGAUGCCUUGAAUGAGAAUACUUCACACCAGAUAGCUAGAUCUUCUUCCUGCUCUGGUCCAAAUUUGGAAGGGAAAUUUGAAACAGUGGAUUUCAAGUCACUUUACCAUCUUCUCACUGAAAAAGUAGGGUGGCAGGAUGAGGCUAUAUAUGCUAUCAAUCGCACGGUGUCCCUUGGUAGAUCCGGUGCUGGAAAGCGCGGUACCUCACAUGUUAGAGCAGACGUAUGGCUUGCUUUCCUUGGACCAGAUAGGAUUGGAAAAAGAAAAACUGCUUCAGCACUUGCAGAAAUUUUAUUUGGAAACAAACAAAGCCUAAUCUCUGUGGAUUUGAGCUCCCAAGACAGGUUUUACCCAUCAAACUCGGUUUUUGAAUUCCAAAAUUCAUAUUGCCAUGAUGUGCUUAUGAGGAAGACAGUUGUGGAUUACAUUGCUGGGGAGUUGAGUAAAAAGCCACAUUCUGUUGUCUUUCUUGAAAAUGUAGAUAAAGCUGAUUUUGUGGUGCAAAAUAGUUUGUUCCAAGCGAUAAAAACAGGCAAAUUCCCUUACUCACACGGAAGGGAAAUCAGCAUCAACAAUGCAAUAAUUGUUGUAACCUCUGCUGUGUUGAAAGGAAGUGGUUCUUUUGAUCUGGAAGAGCAUAAACUUUUUCCUGAGGAAAGAAUCCUAGAAGCUAAAAGAUAUCAAAUGCAAUUAUCACUUGGACAUGCUUCUGAGAAUGCCAAAAGGAGUGGUUGCACAAAUGUAAAGGUUGCACAGAAAAAAGGGUCCUCCGAAACAAUAUUUCUGACUAAAAGAAAGCAAAUUGAAUGUGCUGAAUUCAAGGAGAAAGCGUCAUGCAAGACACUGAAACAGGUGGAGGAGGCAUCAAGGUCCUAUCUGGAUCUGAAUAUGCCUCUGGAGGAGGUUGAAGAGGGCAAUGAUUACAAUGAUCAUGAAAGUGAAUCCAUAGUUGAAAACCCUGAAGCCUGGUUAAAUGAUUUAUGCGAUCAAAUUGAUGAAAAAGUGGUGUUUAAACCAUUUAAUUUUGAUUUGCUUGCUGAGCAAAUAAUAAAAAUCAUUGACAUGCAAUUUCGAAAGAAGUUUGGAUCAGAGUUUAUGCUGGAAAUUGAGUAUGAUGUUAUGGCACAGAUUCUUGCAGCUGCUAUCUUAUCAGACAAGAAAAAAGCAAUGGAGGAUUGGGUAGAACAUGUUCUUGGUAAAAGCUUUGUCGAAGCUCAACAAAAGUACCACCCUUCACCUGAAUAUGUAUUGAAACUGGUUCACUGUCAAAGAAUUUUUGUGGAUAAACAUCCUCUUGGAGUAUGCCUUCCAGCUAAAAUUAAUCUGAACUGAAUUUUUGCUCUCACUAUGUAUUUUGUAAUUACUUGUAAAAUGUAGCUUUAGGUAU